AUAAACGUGAUCAAAAAAUCAUCGCACCUACAAGAAAUUCAGAAGAGGUGUUUUUCUCUGACACAUCACCGCAAACCUCUCCACAGUCCACCGGAGCUUCCGUUUUUCUUUCCCCUACCUUCUCCAAGAAGCUGAAACAUUCUCGCAGCUGGAGCACCAAAUCCCUGCAAAUUCAAGAACCCCACCACAGCAGGGGUUUGGGUUCAGUGGACGAAAGUGACGAGUGGGCAGAAAAGAAGGUAGACAGGCUUUCUCCCCUCUCCUAUGAUCAUACAAAGUUCUACAAGAGAAUGGUGUCCUCGAAAGACUCCAGAGAGCUAAGCAGCCCAAAGAAAACCGGGGAGACAUUUCCUAAAGCCAAAGAGCAACAUACCAGUCUCAAAAUGACAGGAAGUCAGGCACAGGGAGCAGCCGUAGCCGUGAGCAGGAGCAUAAUGCCUCCUAUGAGUAACACAAAAAUACCAACUGUAAGAUCGGACAAGGCUCAAGCUGGACCACAAGUGGUUUCAACACUGCAUUGUGCAAUGCAACAGCAAGGCCAAGCUGGACCGCAAGUGGUUUCAAUACUGCAUCGUGCAGGGCAACAACAAGACCAAGCUGGACCGCAAGUGGUUUCAACAUCACAGUGUGCGGGGCAACAAGGCCAAGCUGGACCACAAGUGGUUUCAACAUUGCAGCGUGCGGGGCAUCAACGAGGCCAAGCUGGACCGCAAGUUGUUUCAACAUUGCAUCGUGCGGGGCAACAGCAAGGCCAAGCUGGACUGCAGGUGGUUUCAACAUUGCAGCGUACAGGGCAUCAACAAGGCCAUCACAGAAGAUUAAAGGAUUCUUCCAGAAAAGAGAGCCUUGGUACUGAGCUUAAAAACAGUGAAAGAGAAAAUCAGGACAUGAGAAGAUACACAAUAGGAAGUGGAGAAAGGCCUAGCUUUGAGAAGGAAAGCUUUAAACGAAGGGUAAGGGGAGAGUCUCAUCCUCACAGGACGUUGCCCAUAAAAGAGAGUGAAACAUGUGGAAACAAAGACUUGGAGCAUAAAGAUGUUAAUGGAAAGAGCAAACCAACAGAAAACAAGAAAGUAAGUAAAGAGACAAAUAAAAGAGAUUCAUUGUCAUUUUUUAAAGAUAUAUGGAGUAGAAAAGAUUCACCGACAGAGAGAAAAGAAAGAAAAGGUAAAUCAUCCAACUCCAAAGAAGACUUUGUUGCCUCCACAACCAUUAUUCAGGGGUCCUCCCAGAGCCCAAAAGGAUCUGUUAGUCCUGGCCCUUGGAGGGUACCAAACUCGGUCAAAAUCCUAACAGAACAAGAAGUUUUUCGUGACCCUUUGUGACCGAACAUUAAACCACCUAGAGACAAACUGUGCCAUGAGAUAUUUCACAGUACUGGAUUAUUUUUCAGAGUUCUUCCAUGAAACAGAGAAGUGCAACGUGUUGUCCCUUUCAUAUCUUAUAGGACCAUGGCCAGAUUUAUAUUUUGGGAGUUUUGUGAUAUCACACGUGGCAUGUAGCACUCCCCUCUGCCUUCUCCGCUGCUUCAGCCUUUUUAUUACAGGACUUCAGCACAUGCGGCACGCUCGGGGCCUUGUCAGACAAGACGCUUUCAAAAUGUGAAAAUGUGCCAAUCUUGGGAGUCUCCUGUGGAACAACAGCUGCCAACAGCGCUUCACUCAUCACAAUGCAACGAUCCAUAUGCAAAGCAAAAAAG
Molecule: messenger RNA, 1699 nt
Organism: Nematolebias whitei (Rio pearlfish)
Lineage: Eukaryota; Metazoa; Chordata; Actinopteri; Cyprinodontiformes; Rivulidae
Source: RefSeq, a predicted model, not a curated record